GGCGCAUCUGGUGGGCCGCGCGGCGCGCCAGUCAUCCGGCAGCCAUGGCCGAGGAGGGUGUGGACUCGGGACCGGGCGCCGGCGAUACCAACACGCCGUUUGGACGCGGCCAGCGGGGCCGCAAAGGAGCACUCAAAAAGAAGAAUGUGUUUGAGGUGAAGGACCACAAGUUCAUCCCGCGCUUCUUCAAGCAGUUCACGUUCUGCAGCCACUGCAAGGAUUUCAUCUGGGGCUUCGGAAAGCAGGGAUUCCAGUGCCAAAUCUGCAGCUAUGUCGUCCACAAGCGCUGCCACGAGUUCGUCACAUUCAAGUGUCCCGGCGCCGACAAGGGCGCCGACUCGGACGACAAGCGAACAAAGCACAAAUUCAAGGUGCACACCUAUAGUAGUCCAACGUUUUGCGACCACUGUGGAUCUCUUCUAUACGGAAUCAUUCACCAGGGCAUUAAGUGUGAAGCGUGUGAUAUGAACGUACACAAACGGUGCCAGGACAGCGUACCGAACCUCUGCGGGUGCGACCACACCGAGCGACGGGGGCGGAUAGAGCUGGGCAUCACCGCAUCCGGCAACAAACUCACCGUCGAAAUCCGGCAGGGUAAGAACCUGAUCCCGAUGGAUCCGAACGGCUACUCGGACCCCUACGUCAAGCUGAAGCUGAUCCCCGACCAGGAUUGCUCUAAGCGCAAAACCAAGACCAUCAAGACGUCGCUGAACCCCGUCUGGAACGAGACGUUCACAAUUGAGCUGAAGCCUGAGGACAAGGACCGCCGGCUGCUGGUUGAAGUCUGGGACUGGGACCGCACAUCCAGGAACGACUUCAUGGGAUCACUGAGCUUUGGUAUCUCGGAGGUCAUCAAGGCGCCAGUGGACGGCUGGUUUAAGCUACUCACUCAGGACGAGGGGGAGUUCUACAAUGUGCCGGUGCCGCCCGAGGGCACCGACAUCAUGGAACUGAAGGAACGCGCAAGGAAGACAUCGCUGACGAUCCGGGCCAGCUUCUCGGAGCACAAGGACAUUCCCCACAACAUGGGCAAGAAGGACAUGAUCCGGGCGACCGACUUCAACUUCCUCAUGGUGCUCGGAAAGGGCAGCUUCGGCAAGGUGAUGCUGGCGGAGCGACGAGGCACGGACGAGCUGUACGCCAUCAAAAUCCUGAAGAAGGACAUCAUCAUCCAGGACGACGACGUCGAGUGUACGAUGAUCGAGAAGCGAGUGUUGGCGCUGGCCAGCAAGCCGCCCUUCCUCGUCCAGCUCCACUCCUGCUUCCAAACUAUGGACCGGCUUUACUUUGUCAUGGAGUACGUCAACGGCGGCGACCUGAUGUUCCAGAUCCAGCAGUUCGGCAGGUUCAAGGAGCCCGUCGCCGUGUUCUACGCGGCUGAAAUCGCCAUCGGCCUGCUAUUCCUGCACUCGAGGGGCAUCAUCUACAGAGACCUGAAACUCGACAACGUGCUGCUCGAUCAGGACGGACACAUCAAGAUCGCUGAUUUCGGCAUGUGCAAGGAAGGCAUCGAGGGCAACAAGACGACAAAGACCUUCUGCGGCACACCGGACUACAUCGCACCUGAGAUCAUCAUGUACCAGCCGUACGGCAAGUCGGUGGACUGGUGGGCCUACGGCGUCCUCCUCUAUGAGAUGCUGGUCGGCCAGCCGCCCUUCGACGGCGAGGACGAGGAAGAGCUCUUCGCCGCCAUCAAGGACCACAACGUCUCCUAUCCAAAGUGUAUCAGCAAGGAGGCCAAGGAACUAUGCAAGGGGCUGCUGACCAAGCAGCCGUCCAAGCGGCUGGGCUGCUCGCCGACCGGCGAGGCCGACAUCCGCGACCACCCGUUCUUCCGGCGAAUCGACUGGGAGAAGAUAGAGUCCCGGGAGCUGCAGCCGCCCUUCAAACCGCGUAUCAAGCACCGCAAGGACGUCAACAACUUCGACAAACAAUUCACCUCGGAGAAGACCGACCUGACGCCGACCGACAAGCUGUUCAUGAUGAACCUGGACCAGACAGAGUUCUCCGGAUUCUCCUAUCUCAACCCUGAGUAUAUACAGCACGUCUGAGGUCGUCCCUUGGGGUCGUCAGAGUCAUCUGAGGUCACCAGGAACGUAGAGGUUACCUGGGUCAUCUGAGGUCACCAGGAACGUCAGAGGUCACCUAUAUCGUCAGGGGUCACCAGGGGCGUCAGAGGUCACUCAGGUCGUCAGAGGUCAACGUCUGAGGCCAAUAAGGUCAUCUGAGGUGAACAUAGACCUAAAAGGGACUCCAGAGAUGCGGCAUGGUGGAUGCUAGUGCGGAAUAAUUCCGGAAAUCAGAGACCGUUGGUCACUGGUUCGUGGUCACUGAUUGUUGUGUAGCUGCUGGGUGGGAGCUUAGGUGGAGAGAUAGAGAGGGAGGGAGAGAGAGAGAGAGAGAGAGAGAGAGAGAGAGAGAGGGAGAGAGAGAGAGUCGAGAGACCAGUGAUACGAGGACCGAGGGCAGCAGCAGCAUCCACAGAUCGCCUCUCAUGUCUGCCGAGGACAGCGUGUGUAGUGUAACGUAUGCCGAUAUUUCAGCUGAUGAACUACUAGUCCAAGAUGGAUAUUAGGGGAACAAUGACGCAGAUAGGAGGCCAGAAUCUCGAUGUGUGUCUCGCCUGUACGGGGGCCGUGCCUACCGCACUGACCAGGGGCGCCCGAGCUUCCAGCAGUGUAUGUAUGCGUGGCUGCGUGAGUAUGUGCUCGUCAGUGUGUGAUCCACUUUUCGAGAUGUCCAAUCAGUGUUUAUUAGGUGUGCGGCGUUAGGGAAACAGAAGAUGAAUAUUCGAGGAAUAGUUUAAAUGUGUAAGCGCUGGCCGCAGUAUUUCGCUAUCAUUCAGCAAUCGCGUACUCGAUGUGCGAACUGCUUUCAGUUUGAGGUUAGUGUGACAUGUUUUAUUGUUCCACUGUGAAGUAUAUUAACGGCCACGUGUCAGGGCUCGACUUAGCUACACAGACCGGGAAGAUAUGCAUAUGAUACUGUCAGAGAUACGAUCCGCGCUGUCCGUCUCCAAUCGUGCCGCAGGAUACCAACUGAGAGCGUCGUAAGCCGCGCGUUGUGCAGUGUUACAGCCCUUUAUGUGAGAGUCAACCGCCACGGAUUCUACCGCCAUCUCUGGCUGUAUGUAUGUAACUAUAUUCCAGUGUAAUUUUGAGUAGCUGUGUAGUCUAUAUCGUGUCUACGUACGCCUAAUAGGCGUCUCCACUUAUAUGCAUUCGUGUUUAUUAUUAGCUCGCUAGGCCGCUGCUCGGCGAUGGAUUAUUGGAGAGCCGCGGCCUGGGAUUAUGGGAGCCCGCCAAGAUCGUCCUUGGCUUGGCAGGUAUGUCGAGCAGAAGGGCCCAGGAAGCGCCCCUGUGCAGCGUGCAGUGGGUAGAGGUAGGCCGGAUGCAAUGCAAAAGUCACGAUAUAUAGAGCGGGGCGGAAUUCGCCAUGACCGAGGACGGGACUCUGUUCAGACCAAGAACAAAAGUCAGUAGGUACAGGUCUCGCGAGAUUAAGCGGUAGGUUUUGCACUUUUACAUUUCCGGUUAUAUCUCAGAAACUAAUCGAUCUACGAUGAAGCCAUUUUACACGAUCAUGGCCGGCUUGUUACCCAACAAGUCGAUCGCAUCUUCAACACUUAAAAGCUUAAGACGACGAAGAUAUAGCUUGAAGUACACUAAAUUUUCUAGGUGCAAAACCUACCGCUAAAACCCGCGAGACCUGUACCUACUGACGAGGACAUGCCGCAGUAAAGGCAGGGCUGGACCCAAAGGAUGCAUAUUACAGAGGAAGGGCGGGAUUCAGAUCAGACGUGGGGUAGGACUCGAAGGCAAAAGUAAGUUGGGACGCAGGCCAGGAGAAGUGCAGGUUACAGUACAGUGGUAUGACGAAUACUCAGAAGAUAAUGAGGAAGAGAGGAACUCAAUAGAUUCAGAGACAGAGUUGGGGCUGAACUCAGAAUUCAGAGGACCGUUUACGAGCCGGGCCACGGAGCGGCGGCGGCCGACCGUACCGUGAUAUGUUGUGGGCCCGUGGCUACCAGUGUCUUUAGUGGGUGUGCAGCUAAACAGGGGCGCCCGGUAGUGGCGAAGUCUUCCCCUGUCCAGGGGCAGUGUGAAUGAUUGCAGGCGCGCGCUCGCGUGGCGUAUAACCCCGCGUCGAGGCCGAACGCGGACGAUAGGUAAAUGUCAUCGCAUUUUCUCUGUCAUCGUGGUAUUUAUGCUGGUUGUUAUUCCCCAUACUUGUAGAGAAAGGUAGCGAAUUCUCGGUGUUUGGGAGCGGAUGAGCUGGUAGAUACGAGUGAGUGACUGGUGCGCUGAAUUCGCUACUACCAGCGACACCUGGAGUGAUGCGCCGUCCUGGGGCGACGUGUAGGUUACACACUAUUCCCGCGUACCCUGCGGGCUAUUCCAGGCUUCUCGGCCGCCCACUGACAGAUUGGGAGGACUCUGCCAGUGUCUCGGCCGGCCGCUGACGUUAUGUGAAUAUACGAUACUGACCCAA
Molecule: messenger RNA, 4491 nt
Organism: Amphibalanus amphitrite
Lineage: Eukaryota; Metazoa; Arthropoda; Thecostraca; Balanomorpha; Balanidae
Gene: Pkc53E
Product: protein kinase C, brain isozyme-like
Exons: 16
Coding region: 45-2051 (668 amino acids)
Biological process (GO): protein phosphorylation
Molecular function (GO): diacylglycerol-dependent serine/threonine kinase activity; ATP binding; zinc ion binding
Source: RefSeq, a predicted model, not a curated record